Molecule: messenger RNA, 2194 nt
Organism: Globicephala melas (long-finned pilot whale)
Lineage: Eukaryota; Metazoa; Chordata; Mammalia; Artiodactyla; Delphinidae
Gene: RWDD4
Product: RWD domain containing 4
Molecular function (GO): protein binding
Source: RefSeq, a predicted model, not a curated record
UGUUAACGCCUUUCUCUCUCUCCUGCGACUCGCUGGCUCGCCUGUUGCGGAGGCCGCUGGCUCCUCGCUUGCAAUCCUCCGCCGACGGCUUCGCGCUGCCCGGGGAUCGGGAACCUGCGAGACUCUCGUCUGCGGUGCUAAGGGUGUGCCUCAGCAGCCCAAGGCGCAGAAGAGGGACGCCCCGGCCUUGGGGCCACUGCCCUCGCAUUAUUUUCGUUGUCGCGAACGCCGUCCGCCCGGGAGGCGCCCCGUGACCGGCGCGAUGAGUGCCAACGAGGACCAGGAGAUGGAACUGGAGGCAUUGCGUUCUAUUUAUGAAGGAGAUGAAAGUUUCCGGGAAUUAAGUCCGGUUUCAUUUCAAUAUAGGAUAGGUGAAAACGGUGAUCCCAAAGCCUUCCUAAUAGAGAUUUCCUGGACAGAAACCUAUCCCCAGACACCUCCAAUCAUAUCUAUGAACGCCUUUUUUAACAACACCAUAUCAUCAGCUGUAAAGCAGAGCAUAUUAGCCAAGUUACAGGAAGCAGUGGAAGUCAAUCUCGGGACGGCCAUGACCUACACAUUGUUUGAAUAUGCCAAGGACAGCAAAGAGCAGCUCAUGGAGAAUCACCAUCCUGUCCAUUCGGCUGCGUCCAUAAGCAAUAUCAUCUCAGUUGAAACUCCUAACACAGCCCCAUCAAGUAAGAAAAAAGACAAAAAAGAACAACUCUCAAAAGCCCAGAAACGGAAGCUGGCAGAUAAAACAGAUCACAAAGGAGAGCUUCCUCGAGGUUGGAACUGGGUUGAUGUGGUGAAGGAGUAUGAAGCGCUUUUCAAAUUCUCAUCCCAAUGGAGCAGAAGACUGAGUGAACAGUGAGUUCACAGCGUGAUCCAUAUUAAUAGGCUUCUCGUCUUUACGUCUUCAUCCCUUCUUUCUCUUAAUUACUGAAGCAUAAAUUGCUUCAGAGAAAUUUAAAUACUAGUAUUUGAACUUUAUACAUAAUAUUCUUUGUAGUUCCUUUUUAUUUUUCAAGGGUGAACUGCUUUUUAAUAAAUGAAUAUCUGUUUAUGCUUUCCUCCUGGUUUGGGUUAUGUUUGAUCAUGAGAGCUUUCAAUGGUAUGUGGAAUAGGAGAAAGAAAAAAAAACCAAAUCUGCCAAAUACAUUAGAAAGCAUUUGACUAGAAGUGCUGGUUCCUAUUUAAAACCGUUCCCUUUGCUGCAUAUACCAAAAUGGGAGUAAAAGAUGCCUUAAUAUUUAAUUUUUAUAUUGUUAGAGACAGUGGUUUUCAUAAAUUCCUAUUUAUCUGUUGUUGUGUAUUUUUAGUUGUUUGAUAACUGAGUUCUUCUAAGUGGUUUCACAUAAAACCACAUUUCAAGCAUUGUUUCUUUUCAAGUAUCCAAAUGUACGUCUGAGCCCACUCAUCUUUGUAAAAAUAGACAUAGAAGUCUUUCAAAUGCUGUUUUAGCAGGAAGUUACUGAUGUGUAUGUGCGAUUUACAGUGACUCUGUAUAUACUCCCCAGCUUGAAAAGCACUUAGAACUACUGCUGUGGUUUCUGGAAGAGUCAGUUGUCGGUUCCUCAAUUACACCUGUGCAGCUCGGGUCUGAGUUUUUAAAGAAUAGUUAACUUUUAAAGAAAUUUCUUUGAGUUAUAUCCAUGGUUUUUGCUGGGUUAACAUUGGCUUCAGUUAAAUCGUUUCAGUUAUAAAGUAAGUAUAACUAUGGUGAAGAAGCUUGUCUCAUUUUUAAAUGCUGAGUCACAUUUUAUUUCUUGAAUUAAUACGAUAGAAACGUCGAAAUUCAGGGCCACUGGAAUAUGCCAGCUUUCUUGUUUGGGGUUGUGUGUAUAGUUUUGUUGUGCUGACUUGUUUGCUUGUUUUUUAAAGAAACUGAAACUGCCAUGUCUGCUAGUGGAAGAAAAUGCUUUGUUUUGCUCUGAAGAUUCUGAAAUUAUUCAGGCAUAUUGUGGUUCAUAGAUUACAAAGAAUAAUGCUAGUUAAAUGCCAAUGAACUAUUUUUACUCUUUUUAUACGAAAUGUACAAAUUUCGGGGCGGGGGGGGGGUGAUGGUGGCAGCGGUGCCUCUUACUACCUUAUGUAAAACACUUGAACAUUCUCAUCAAUAUUGCCAUCAUCUGUUUAAUACUCCCAGUAUAUUUUCUCAACGUCUGUUUACCUAAAGUUGUAUGGAAUGACAUAAUAAGCAAUAAAAUCUGAA